AUGGAUGACUCACAUCAGAGACAUCUUGGUGGCUCCAAUGAUCAAACACAACCCACGGUGAGCACUAGCAACAUAAACAACGAGUAUCCAUCAAUGCCUUCGUACACUGCCGCAUAUGCUACUGCUUUACAAUAUACGUCAUCCACUAGCAGAAUUAGAAAUAUGAUUGAUAUUAGAGGUGAGAUGUCGGGACUUGAAAUAGGAUCCGGGUUCAAUGAUGAGUCUACCACCUUAGAUCAGAUCAGCCUUGAAAUAGAUACACAUUUACAGCUUUUAAAGGAAAUGCAAUUUACAGGUUACAAUUAUUUGAAGCCUAUUGGAAUCAGUAAGAAUAUGAGACAGUUCAAGGAGGUAGAGGAGCAACGUCAUUCUGAAGGAAAUACAGAUGCUGAUUACGGGGAAGGUUUAAUGUCUGUUGAUGCAUUUCAGACCACGACGAGUUUCGGUAACGAUACCUACAGAGCUGGUAAUAUGGCAAUCGAUGAAGCAGGGGUGGUAGAUGGUAUCAAUGAUCGUGGGGCAGAGGGCACCUCUAUUCUAGACCAUGAUUUAGAUGCAAAUUUGUCUGAUCGUGAUGCCAGUGCUACGUUUGGAAGUUUUAUCGACGAAGAUUCAGGGGAAGAAGAUGUUAUUGAUGAAGAGAGUAAUAAUCGGCAUGGUACUGCCUAUGUAGAUGUGCAAAAUGUUGAGAUACCAGCUGGUGGACAGGAUGGCGACGAAGAAGGACAGUUCUUCAUGGUUUCAGAGGAAUAUCAAUCGGACCACGGCAUUUCAGAGCACUCCAAAAGAAGCAGAUCAUUUUCGUUUUUGGGAAAUUCCAGUUUUACGCAGAUGCAGGCACAUAACGAUGUUCCACUUCCGUCAACUCCACCACCUCCUCCGCAGAUCAAUGGACUCAACUCUGGAGCUACCAUCGAUACCAUUGGAACUGUGGCCACUACAGCUACUAUAAACUCCAAUACAGUUCAAACUACAGGCAUCACUUCCCCACUCGAAGACGGUAUUCAGGCAGAUACAUCAGAUCAUGACAUGUCAGUUCAAUAG
This is a messenger RNA of Brettanomyces nanus, 1044 nucleotides long. RefSeq lists its product as uncharacterized. Gene Ontology annotation, cellular component: anaphase-promoting complex. The transcript has 2 exons. NCBI's taxonomy places the organism in Eukaryota, Fungi, Ascomycota, Pichiomycetes, Pichiales, Pichiaceae. The record is from RefSeq and is a predicted model, not a curated record. Gene Ontology annotation, biological process: anaphase-promoting complex-dependent catabolic process. Bases 1 to 1044 code for a protein of 347 amino acids.